AUGUCUGAGCAGAUACAACAUUAUAACUUAACGUCCUCUCAGGACUUUGUACGGUCUCUGAAAGCUUCAUCUGAUCCGCCAGUAACAGGAGGCCCCUUUAAAAUAGACAUUGCUCGACAAUGCUGGAACAACACAUCAUUUUACGUACCCAGCAAGGCAGAAGUCAUCUCAGAAUGGGUGUUCACCAAAUUGAUUAAGGAUAAAGGGAAAGAUUUAUCCUCGAAUCCACUCUUUGACGCCCGUUACUGGGACCUCGUCGCAUCCCUACUAAACACUCGAAAUCCCCCUUUCAAGUCAUCAGAAACGCGCUCCCCAAACGCGUGGUUAACACCACUUUUGCAUCGCUUAGCAUUUGGACCUGUAAUGGUGGCGUUCUUGACCGCGUUUGGCGCUGUCGAGGAAAAUCAGCAAAGGAAACUUGCAGGGCUGGUCAGCACUUGCCUCAACACAAUUUGGCCCAUAGUGGUGCAAAGAAUGUCCGCUGAAAACUUACAAGAAUGUUUUGGAGCACUUCUAUGCGCACUGUCUUCUGUACAGGCGGAUGAUGGAAUUAUAGCAAUCGGCCAGCUGGUGUCUGUAUCUUAUCGAAACUCCUUGGCGAAUUCGUCGAACAAGAGAAAGCUGCAUCAAAUUUUUUUGCAAUCUCAUCUCAAACUGUGGGUUCAAAGUCUGGCGUUGAACGGAUCGCAGAAUGAAAAACUGUUGAAAGACGCCGUUCUCGAAGCUGGCAUGGAAACUCUUUUCAACCUUGAUAUCCUAAGGCAAAGUCAAGAUUCAAAGGCCGGAAACCCGCUUAUAGAACGACUUCUGAAACUAGUCCCGGAGAACAGAGACAUUGUUUAUGGAAUCCUGCCUGAUUUAUUUAGCCACUGCAUCUCCGCGACGAAGAAAAACAGAGGAGCACUUUUUAGUCAAGGAUCCCAGUCGCAGCCAGGAGCUUCUUUGGAGCAACUCCAUGAAGCCUGUUUACGAUUCGUUUUGGCCUUGUUUUCUUUGGUUGACCAUGGACAUCAAGAUCAUCAUGCGUGGAGGACGAGGUUUGCGCUUCUGAACAUAAUUGACCAGGAAAACCUUUUCGAUCGAACCCAAUUAGAAGCUCAAAUGACAUUCAAUGAAAUUCUUGAACUCGUCAUCGUAGCGUUGAACGACGGUUGGCAAGAAGAGCGAAUUAAAUGCACUACAACAGCAGUUGAAUGUCUAUCGACAAUAUCCCGGAUCGACUAUGAUAUCGUAAUUCCCUUUGUACCUCGCAUACUGCCCCUCCUUCUCCAAAUUCCUAUACUAAGUGGAGAAUGCUUCCGCUUUUUGGAUAUCCAAAUUGCCUACCACACAAAAACGAGGACUAUGGGAACCCUAGUGCAAGACCUCUUUUCUUCCCUCUCGAACCAACCACCAAAUCUUCAUGGAUCGCUAGAGCGAUAUCAACUUUUCCUUUCGAGUCCUGUCAUGCAUGAUCAGUAUCUAGGUAGACUCUCAAAUGCUUUGCACAUAUUCCUAACCCAGAGCCAGUGUCUACCUGCUCUAAACCUAGUGCUUGACCUCGUAAAAGUUAAAUGGGAUACUUUGCUUUGCAGCACCACCCGAAGAAACACAGAAUCCACCGAAGGGCCUCGCAAAAAGCGAAAAUUAUCAUCAGACCCCGAAACCAAUCCUGACACAACGGCUGUUACAUACUCACUCGUUUGUCGACUGGCUUCAGUUGUUUUGUCUUCCUUACCAGUUCCCUCGCUUUCUGCGGAUGCGCUAGAAGAUACACAACGAUUGUUAAACGAGUUCAGGUCUGGUUUCCUUCAUCAAUCACUCGCAAAAUCUAUGAAAAUUGUGAAGAAGCAAGGUAGUGCCAAUGCAUGGUGUUUGGAAAUCGCCAUUGCUGCCAAUCUUCGCUUGCUAUAUGCUCUCAACGUUUCGAAAAAUCUUUAUCUUCCUCUGGCGCAUGAUGACAAGGUUGACAAAAGGGUGCUAGAUUUAACAGCCAAAAGUGAGGUUUUGCCGGAAUUGGUUCUUGAAUUGUAUCGGAAUAUUCUAUACAAUCUGUCUAUACGCGACACAUUGGAUCACACACAACUUCUUGAACGGCUUUUUGAGUACCUUUCAAGACACUUCACUGCCAGCGACGUUCAAUGGUCUGGUCAAGUUCAUCAUUUAACGAACGGAGAACCCGGAAGAGCAGAAUCUUCGCUUGCUUUACUGCAUUUGGUAUUAGAAAGAUGGCUUGAUGUCAUCGAUCGUUUGGCAUCACCGGAACAGAUCGAAAAGCUACUCAAAAUUAUCAUCUCUAUUAAUUUGAUACCUUCAAGUAGUUCAAGCCAGCAAGUAAAACCGGAAGAUAUUCUUCUUGGUGUUUUGCACUCUGCCCAGUUUUGGGAGUUCCAAAACAUUCGUGAUCCUUCCAGCUCCAAAAGUCCGAAGCCGGCGUCAUUGCUCGACAAAUUGUCAAUUUACCGUUAUUUGCUCUUAUUUCCUAUGGAAUACUUUCCCUGGAAAUUGUUGAACGAUCUGAUGAAGCGUGCUCUAGCAGCGGAUUCUAUGAUUAGUCGCUUGCUGCCUAGGAAUGAUAUAAAAGGAAUCAAUACUUUGACAGUUCUUCGCGUCUUUUUGAAGCGAGCCUAUAUACACCGCGGUUUUAUCUCGCAAGACUCCGACCAAGAAUCGACAGACUAUUUGUUACACCUGUUACGACCAGCAGCAGUUAACAAUCAUUGCCCCAUUGAUUUUAUCAAGGCUACUCUUGAUCUAGUUGAAUUAUAUUUUUCAAAAAUGCUGAAAAACGUCAAAAACAAUGGUUCGAAGUGUAUUCUUGAUGUUCUCAAAACAUUUACACCCGAUACCAUUAAUACUUCCACGCUUCAGUCUUCAAGUUUUAUAUCCAUUGUAAAUUUACUGGAGCGUGAGUUCCCAUCAAACAGUCUGCCAGAAGAAAUACUGGCCACCCUUGUUACGAUCCAUUCUCAAUUAUCAUCAACGUUGAUUCCAAGGAUCACUCAUCUCGAUGAUAAGAAUAUCUCAACCGAGAGUAUUAAAAUAUACAGCAACCUGGUUUCUGGAUGGUACAGCGUGCUCGGCCUGGGAAAAUGGUUGGCACCAAGUGGACAUACAGUUCAACCCGAACCCACAAUGGGAGAAAAAAUUACCUCCAAUGUAGUGAAAUAUGCAAAGCAAGAUAUUGGAAAUAGGAAUGGCGAAUUAGAUGGCCUUUGCUCCAAUACUUUUGCUGUUCUCUUGCAAGAGCUCGGGUCUCGGCCAUUAGCAGAACACGCAGGACAUCUCGAUGUCGUUCUUGCCACCUACAUCUCUUUCUGCAACAUAAUUAGCCAUUCCAAUCGAAAUACCAUCGAUUCAUAUCUCGCCAAGCACUCAAGAAUGAUGGAAAUAUCUGAUUAUCUUCACACUUUGUCACUCAUCGCCGACUCACUUGCCUCAGAUGUGCAACUGCUCUCCUCCAAUCAUUUGCUACACUUGGUUCAUUUAGCAUCAAUCAUGCUUCAUGAUCAUCCAACUCGUGAGCUGACACCUGCCGAUUUUAGCCUUGAUUGCAAUCGCAUUGACCAAACUUUUACAGAUGCUCUGGUCUAUAUACAGAAAUUUACAACGCGGUGCAUCAAUAUCUUUAAUGAAAAUCCUAUCUUCGUCAAAGGUCCUAUUGAUCUGCGUCUGCAGGUGUUGGAAUUGAUAUCACAGCAUUGUUCAGGCCAGCCAGCGGCAUUGCGUUCAAUAGACACCACUGGAGUUUGGCUGUUCCUGUUCAAGCAUCUAGCUCCUUCUCAAGAACACGACGAUACGACUGAACCAGCUAUCUUCCAUAAGAUAGUUUCAAUUCUGAGCUCGCUCAUUCGCCUUCGUAGAGACCUUGUCACUCACGCUCUUCCUCAUCUCGGUAUGGUUCUACGCCGGCUGAUCUUAUGCACCCGCGCCUGCCGGUCGCAGCUCGGUGCAAAGCAAACAUCGAUAAUCAUGGCGACACAGCCUCGAUGGGUCAGUGCCUCUCACCCGCUAGGUGGAGAAGAGGCUAAAGCGCUUGGCCGCCUCCUUGAGAACCUGAACACGAAGACGACAGUGAGGUCGUUUGCGUCGAUAUCGUCAUCCAUAACGACUGCGGAGCCACAGAAGGCAGAAUCUCUUUCGAAGCCAUUUUCAAAGCAUGCGGCGUAUGUUCUAGAGGCGUACAUUGAGGCGAUGAACGACCCACUGUGUGUACUGUCGCUGGAGGUGCGAAAGGAAUUGCAGCCGGGGAUGUUUGCGCUAUGUGGUAUGAUGAGUGAGCAUAGUCGUGAUGCGCUGAUGGCUUCUGCGCUUGAUACAGGUGGAAAGGCCACGUUAAAAGCGCUGUGGAAGGAUUAUGAAAAACAGAGAUAUGUUGGAAAGGGUUAA
Psilocybe cubensis is the source of this 4368-nucleotide messenger RNA. RefSeq lists its product as uncharacterized. Gene Ontology annotation, cellular component: nucleolus. Bases 1 to 4368 code for a protein of 1455 amino acids. The record is from RefSeq and is a predicted model, not a curated record. Gene Ontology annotation, biological process: ribosome biogenesis. The transcript has 13 exons. NCBI's taxonomy places the organism in Eukaryota, Fungi, Basidiomycota, Agaricomycetes, Agaricales, Agrocybaceae.